CGUCGCUCCCGGGGACGCGCGGCGGAUGUGAGCAGACCGCCGCAUCAGUCCAUCCGCGCAGGGUUCAAGUCACAGGAGGCGCAGUUUGGUCAAAGCCGAGCCAGAGACAAGUGGCUGGUUCAUUCUCCACAGAGGAUUAAACGACGAUCAGUGGAGGAGAGACUCGGGUCCAGACAACGAGAAUGUGCGGUGUGGAUGUGGACCUGGAUGAUGAAGGCUCAGCUGAGGAGGAGAAGGAGGAGGAGUUCUGGGUCGGGGAUGCGGUGAACAUCCUGCCGCCACCCGUGGCCCACAGCGACGGCAGCGCGUGGGGCAGCCGGCGGGGCUCGUGUGGCUUUGUGGCCUGCGGGGCGGCCCUCCUGCUCUGGAACCUGUGCGUGGUCUCAGCCAGUGCUCUGCUGCUGGCUGUGGUCUUCUCUGUGGUGCUGCUGCCUGCAGCCCUGCUGCUCUACGUUGGUUUCCUCUGCCACUCCAGGGUCCUCGAUUCUCCCUCAGCUAUCUGCCGCUACCUCGAUGACAACAGCUGCUCCGCCCUCAUCAUCCUGGGCUUUGUGAUGAUGUCGCCCCUCGUAGUGGUGGCAGCGGCGGUCUUCUGUGGGCUCCUGAGAAAGUUUCGCCUCCUUCUGUUCAUUCAGCCGAUCUCCAGGGCCCGGUACAGAGGGAGGCUGCUCGACUGGGUGGGCGACGUCCACGCCUGGGUGUGAGGCGAGGGCUUCAGGGUUCACAAGGCUGGGAGGAGAGGGAGAGGUAGAAAGGUAAAAAAAAAGGGUGAUCCAGAGGACCCAAUAAAACAUUCAGUUGGAAGCUUAAACAAAACGGUGAUUAGAAAAUUCUGCUCUAACUGGGCAAUCAGUUCUUUUAUUUCUAUUUGUAUUAACUUUUUAUGUUAUUUUGCAGUGUUUUUGCCUGUGAAGCAAACUUUAAAUGGCUGUACAAUUUGGCAUUGUGGCUGAAAGGAGCUCUAUCCAAGGGUAGCUGUAUGGUUAGGGAUGGUAAACCCUGCUAAAAAUGUAAAAUAAGCUGUUAGUGUAUCAAUUACAAGCUAGAAAUCUCCAUCAAAGUCUGCCUCUAAAUUACAAUAGUUUAGUCCUAUUUCUAAAAAAACAAAAAGAACACAUACAUAAAUAUGAUUAUAUGAAAUAAAUGUGUAACCUACCUGUUAUGUGAAAAUGUUUUGGCUCCAGAAACGGUGAUUACAAGCCAAACAAGGCAUUUACUUGUUGAUGCCUUGCAGCUGCUGCCAAGUGUGCAGCGAUAUGAGUUUUUGUUGGAUCGUUCGCUAACAUCCGGACCCGAUUCCUCUUUUUUUAACCUGAAAUUGUCCAAGGGGUUCUAAAGCCAGACUUUCGCUGUGACGUGAAAUUCAUGCGUACGUCAUUGGGACUGAGUGGUGCAUGAUUGUUGAGUGGAAGGAGAAUGAUGCCUGCUUUCAAAAUGAUUUUUGCAAAUAAAAAUCUGAAAAGUGUAGCAAACAAAAUAGCUCAAGCUCAGUCCGAUUGGAUGGAAAGUGUCCGUCAACAUACAUUUUUCAGUCUUGCCGCCGAUUCUGAAUUAGAUUAAGAUUUGGACUUUGACUAGGCCAUUCUAGCACAUGGAUGUGCUUUGAUCCAAACCGGUUGCUUCAUCUGCUCUCUGAAUUUUGAAUACUUAUUUUAUUAAGGUGUUUUCUUCCCAUUGGUUUUAGCUUUUAUUUAUGUGUGUCUUGUGCUCAAAGUGUUUAGAUUCUGCUUUAAAGGAGCAAUGAGUGAAAGUUCCUUAUUUUAGAUAGACAAACUAAAAAAUAGUUUUGUGAUGAACUAAAGGUAUCUUGUUAGAUGGACCAUGGUAUGACAUUAUACACCAUCUCUCCGUGUUGUUCUCCAAUCUCUGGUUUACAUUGCCGGGCCGGCAGCACGUGCGUGCACGCGAACAGCUGCCACUCAGGGCUUACCCACUCCCUGCGUAUUUAAAUGCCACCGCCAGGCACAAAAUGGCGGAGAGCACGCCCAUCGGACCAAAACGUUCUCUCGCUAACAGCAUUAUAAAGUUAUGAGUUACUUACUUCUUCACUAGACAUGUUCCUCUGAGAGGUGAUGCUGUUCAGUUGUGAUUUCAUCCUUUGCAAAUAUGUGCAGACGAGGCGAUGAGUGAGAGGAUCGUUGCAGCUGGAGCAAGGUAGACAGAGGCGUGACUUGAUACACGUCUUGUUUUGGGCUACAGACAGUGCUCAAGCCCAACCUCCGGGUGAAAAAUAGGUUAUUGCUCCUUUAAGUUACUCUUUUUUGGUUCUGUGUUUGUUACCUUUUUUUGCAUUCUGUUAGUCAGACUCUCAUUACACUGAUCGCCUCCCCAGCAGCUAUAAGCCUUUUAAUUUCCUUCACUUUAUGUCAGACCCUCUGGGUCUCCAGUCGUUUAGGCAUUUGAUUCAUGUGUGCCGGCCAUCUAAAAAACUAGGCAUGAUUUUUACUUUGUGAAGUUGGAUUUACCCUCCUCUGCAGAAACAUGACACACCUGUCCUCCUACCCGAGCCUGGAUCAAACUCCUUCACAGACCCUCACACUCACAUCCCUCUCCCCAUCCACUACUGCUUACCUGUCACUGCUGAAUAAGUAGCUUCCCACAGCAUGAUGCUGCCACCACCAUGUGUCACAAUGGGAACGGUGCGUUCAGGGGGAUGUUUAGUGUAGCUUAAGCUUCCACCGCUGACCAGAUGGUCCAAUUUUGUUCUCAUCUGACCAGAGCACCUCAGUGUGUCCGUCACAGAACAGCCUUUUUUGUAUUGUAUUUGUUUCUUAUUAAAAGUAUUUUUCAAGGCGCUGAAUUACACCAAAUUUGUCUUAAAUUAAAAAAUAUUUAGAAAAAAGUGAAACAAAAAUAUGUUUCUGACCUUUUCCAGCUUCCACAGGGAUUUUGAAACAAUUCUUUUCAUGUCAAAUCAGUCCAACAAACCUUUCUACAUAAUCGUAUAUGUAGCAGAAUAAAAUCAUGUUUAUCUGAAGGUAUCUUUGCAGCUUUCCCAGGUACUUUAGCUGGUUUGUGCAAGGGCAAAGCCAUGUUUAUUUUGAACCUUUAGGACAAAGUGCUCUGUCCAUUCAUUCAUUUUUUUCCCCUUACCGUUCUGAUAAAUUACAUAAUGAACAUUGUUUACAUUGAUUUUGAUACCUCUGUACAUGUUAAGUCAUUGUGUGAUUUAUUAAAAACCAGGAAUGUUUGUAAGUUUACUGCAGCAGCUCCUACAUAAGUAGGAGAAACAACUCGCUUACAGACAGAUUUAAUUAAAUAUCCGUCACUUAUUACAUUCAGUGACAAAUAAUGUGCAGUGACACACAGUGCCGGCCUGACAUAUAUCUGUUCUGAAUAACUUUUUCAUUGUUGCUGGGUUUCCCUGAACAUAUUUAAAGUGUUUGAAGUGACUCCAAGUACAAGCAGUGUCCACCUAACAGAGAGAUGGUUGAUAUUUGCUUCCUUCAUCAAAUGAAAAUAGGUUUUUAUGCUUGAAAACGUUGACAAAAGAUGGCAAAUAUGAGGGAGAAUCAGUUUUAACAACAUAUUGUCACAACUACAGCAAAGUUGUUUCAGCCAUAGUUGUUUUACAUUUUUGUGUACAAAGUUAAAUGUUCCUCCAGGGAUAUUGAAGGAAGUUAUUUUAUAUGAAGUUUAAACUUGACAAUUUAACAUAUGAAAAAUGUGUUUCACAAUAAUUUUUCUAGACAUUUAAAUUGAUUAAUUGAUGUGAACUUUGCCCCACUGGAUGCACUUUUUGCAGAACUUUCCACAUUAGAUCCAAUCAAAGCAAACUCUUUGAGCUUAUAGUUUAUAACCUGGCUAGCCUUGCCUCAUUUGUUCAGCUAAACGCUCCACUUAGACGAGACUGAGAAGAGUUUUAUCCAUAUAUUGAUCUAAGCUUGUCAAAGUCAGAAAUCCAGGAAGAAAUUUAACUGUAAAUUCAAACAUCGCUUGUUGAUGGUGUCAAACUUUAAGAAUGUAUGUUGUGAAGUUUUUACCUUCAUUUGUACAGGUUGCCUCAUUGAGAGUUUAUUUACACGAGAGCCCUGGUUUGAUCAGAUUGCAGUGCAGCGUGUUUGUGAGUUUUAUUCAAUGACCUGAUUACAUGCUACGGUCAUGAUAUAUUGUCAUUAUUAUGGCUAAAGUCACAUAUUGGUGUUUGAAAGAGUCUAUCUAAAGGUCAAAGAAAACAACGUGUAAACAUUGUCAAAGACAAAAUGUAAAAUCCUCUUUCUUUACAGUCAUAUCUGUAUAUUGCUGGAAGUAAAUAACAGUCCUUGUUAUAAAAGCAACACUUUGAUUAAAAAAGCUGUUCAGUAGGUUUUGAAUAAAUCCUAAAAGCUUA
Fundulus heteroclitus (mummichog) is the source of this 4330-nucleotide messenger RNA. RefSeq names its product transmembrane protein 88 (gene tmem88bl). Gene Ontology annotation, molecular function: PDZ domain binding. The record is from RefSeq and is a predicted model, not a curated record. The coding region runs from base 183 to 704 and encodes 173 amino acids. Gene Ontology annotation, cellular component: plasma membrane. The transcript has 3 exons. Lineage: Eukaryota; Metazoa; Chordata; Actinopteri; Cyprinodontiformes; Fundulidae.